This is a messenger RNA of Plectropomus leopardus (leopard coralgrouper), 551 nucleotides long. NCBI's taxonomy places the organism in Eukaryota, Metazoa, Chordata, Actinopteri, Perciformes, Serranidae. The record is from RefSeq and is a predicted model, not a curated record.
GACAGGCGCUGCUGUCGGCCGUGCAGAGGGAGCUGGGUCAGCUGCAGGAGCUGAACGGCCUGCAGAGGAAGAGAGCCGCCGAGGUCCUCAACCUGCUGCUGCGGGACCUCAGCGACAUCGGCGCCAUCAUCGGCACCAGCGACGUGAAGACAGCUUCGUCCUCGGAGUCGAAGGGGAACGGCUCGGCGGUGGAGGAGGAGUUCACCGUGGCUCGUCUCUACAUCAGCAAGAUGAAGUCAGAGGUCAAGUCUCUCGUUAACCGCAGCAAGCAGCUGGAGAGCGCUCAGGCCGACGCCCACCGCAAGAUCCAGGCCAAUGAGAAGGAGCUGGCGUCCUGUCAGCUUCUCAUCUCUCAGCACCAGGCCAAGAUCAAGUCUCUGACCGACUACAUGCAGAACAUGGAGCAGAAGAAGAGGCAGCUGGAGGAGAGUCAGGACGCUCUGACGGAGGAGCUCGCCAGACUGCAGGCUCAAGGUCGGUACGCGACCAGACGAGCAUCCACCAAUCUUAGACAACAAGCAGAGUCAUUUUUGGGUGUAAGGGCUCAGUGA